Saprolegnia diclina VS20 is the source of this 2060-nucleotide messenger RNA. RefSeq lists its product as hypothetical. The transcript has a single exon. The record is from RefSeq and is a predicted model, not a curated record. Lineage: Eukaryota; Oomycota; Saprolegniomycetes; Saprolegniales; Saprolegniaceae. Bases 39 to 2015 code for a protein of 658 amino acids.
CGAGAAACGGACAGUGUCUUAUUUGCAGCGUGAGGAGCAUGAGCGAGAAGCUCAAGGCGGACGUGGUGCCGAUCGGACCCCUUGCGCUCACGAAUCUCGGCCCGGCGUCGACCAACUCGGAGGCGCGCAAGUCCACGACGAGCUCGGGCAAGUUUGCGACUUUUUCCAAGCUCGUGGUGCCCGAGCGCGCGCCGUUUCGACACGGUCUCGUGCUCGCCUUGCUCUGCACGGGCUUUGCAACGAUCGUGGCCAUCACAACGUACUACCUCAAUCAGAUUGCGAAUACGCCCAUCUUCUUUGGUACGGUCAUGGACACGUUCAGCAACAACCCGGAAGAAGUGCCCAUUGGCGCGCUCCUGCGAGGCUCGGGCGUCCUUUCUGCGGUCAGCGCAGGCAGCGCGAAUCCGCCGUCGCUCAUCGACUUGUACACGACAAGCUGCACCGAUGCUGCGUGCGCGGCGGCCUAUGCACCGACGGCGCUCUUGGCGUGGAAGAUUCUCGGCAACGCAUUUGCGCUCAUCCCCAACUUUGACCAAACCGCGUUCCAGGACCCGGCGCAAACCGUCCAAUUCUCCCACAUCAACAACCUCGCAGGGAAGAACACGCCGUUGGCGCAGUUUUACAUUGACGGCAAGUCGAUCGCGAUCACGUGCAUGAUUCGCCGCGCGAGCUUCUACCUCACGCAACAAGCCGCGUCGACCGCGGUCAACGACGCCCUCGCGUUUUGCUCGCAGCGCAAUUACGAUGCCAACUGGGGCUGCGAAAACGAAGUCGACCCGACUGUCAACACGUACGUGCUCCAGAUGAACAAGGGCGUUGCGAGCUUCAUUGGCGUCGUCAAGCGCAACCAAGUGUACAUGAACGCGGGUCGUCAAGCCGAGCUCUCGGGCGGUCUCUCGGGCGGCGUCUUUCUCCAGUCCGUGCCCGGUGUCGACGAGUACCAAGGUGGUGUCGUGCAGGCAAGUGCACCGUGGGACGUGCUUGCCGUGACCAGCUGCGCGACGCUCAACCCGAGUACCAACUCGGGUUGGUUGCUGCAGAUGCAAGGCGUCGUGACGAUGACGUGGAAGUGCGACUCGCUCAUGCUCACCAACUCGAUCGUCCUCUGGGUCAUGACGCUCUAUUUGGUGCUGCUGCAGACCAUUUUCUUGCGGCGCAGCGUCAUUUGCGUCAUGCCCGUCUACAUGUCCAAGAAUGUGGUCGGCGCCGCGAUUCUCUUUGUGGCAUUCUGGGGCAACGAGAACCUCCAAGCGCUCUCGACAUUUCUGCGCCAAAACCCCGUCGUCGGCUUCAACACGACGUUUUACGCGCUUUGCGGCGCGGCCCAAAUCGCUUCGAUCGUCGGCAUUAUGACGGGGACUGCGAUCCAGAUCUGGUUCAACCCGCUCAUUGUGACCCAGACUUGGCUCCUCCUCGCGUUCAGUCUUGUCAACUGGGUCGUCGUCUUUGUUCUCGAGGGGUUUGUGUUUCCCUAUGCGAGCUCCAACACGCCGACGACAUGCGCGCUCACGUCGUCGACCAACUGCUACACGUUCAGCGCGAUUUCCAAUACGUACUUUGUCUCGGCGAUCGUCUGCGGCUUUGUCGUGCUCUUGGCGAUCCUCACGAUUUACUACGACGCGUACCGCCGCCCCGACCCGAUUGUGAUUGCCGCAGAGAACAGCAUGCUGCAGUACCUCACGGUCUCGGACUUUUCGACGAUUGCGACGACGACGCGCGGGUGCUCGCUCGUCGACAGCAAGAGCGGCGCAACGCUCAUCGACGAAGGCGUUUUGCUCAUCAAGAACAUGCUCCACGUCUCCAACUCGAACCUCACGCGUCUCUCCAACGUGCAGUACGAAGUCAUCUUUCGGUUCAUUCCGACACGACUGCUCAAGCGCCUCUUCAGCGAGACAGUCGGCUCGAUCCUUAUUUACAAGGUCGUCGACGGCAAAAUCACGGGCGAAUUCACGCACAAGUUUCUCCACGAGAUGGAAAUCGGCUCGAUGGACAAGGUCUCGGGCUAUAUUUCGUAAACCAAAACCUUUCUUUCUAAAUACAUCAAUGCUUGUCGUUCUUGA